This is a messenger RNA of Caenorhabditis remanei, 2436 nucleotides long. RefSeq lists its product as uncharacterized. The record is from RefSeq and is a predicted model, not a curated record. The transcript has 11 exons. Lineage: Eukaryota; Metazoa; Nematoda; Chromadorea; Rhabditida; Rhabditidae. Bases 1 to 2436 code for a protein of 811 amino acids.
AUGAUGUCGACAUCGUCAUCAAUGCUUCCGACGACUCCGAUUGGAAAACAACAAGUUAUUGAUCUCAAAGCAGGAGCUAUACUCAGAGAAAAUGCCAGAAAAAGUGGUCAAUUCUUUGGAUGUCCACUUUCUGUCGUUCUGGUGCUUAUCAUUCUAAUCAAAUGUCUUUUCAUCUCAUUUUGGAUAAUUCGAGAAUAUGAAACCUUUGAUUUUCGUUGUUCCGCAUGGGGUGGUGGAGGUCAAAUUGUAGAUAGUAUGUAUCGGACAAAGCGAUGGAUUAAUUUCUAUGGUUUCUCCCAAAACUCGAAUCCAAAAAAACUGAACAAAAACUGGAAUGAUGGAGAUGGUGAGGGUGAUUAUGAUUAUGCAGGAGAAGGAGAUGCCGAGCCAAUGAUGAGAAAGAAGCGAUGGAUUAAUUUAAAUGGUUACUCCCAAAACUCGAAUCCAAAAAAACAGAACAAAAACUGGAAUGAUGGAGAUGGUGAGGGUAAUUAUGAUUAUGCAGGAGAAGGAGAUGCCGAGCCAAUGAUCAGAAAGAAACGAAUGGCACAAUAUGAGAAAUCAGAUCCCAGGAAAUUCUCUAAAACUCCAGAUGACGAUGAUGAUGACAAUUCAAAAACAGACGUCAUUAACAAAGAGAAAAAGAAAAAGAAGCCGUUAUACGGUAGAUCAACAUCGACUUCCACUGAUAUACAUCCUCCGAAAAUAGACCCUCGAUUAGAUUUUGGACCUCUUCCACCAAAUUUUCAGCGAAGAAUUGAUAGUAAUCAUAUACCAGACGUUGGAGAAGAUGAAGAUGAUCUGCCAAUGACUACGAUGGUCACAUUGACAAAUACUCAAAUUGUUCAAUUGUCUGGAGAAGAUACUGGGGUUGUCAAAAUGAAAACCAUUAGAAACCGUGUUGAAAAAGUUGGAUCCGAUGAAGAGCAGUUCAUUGAAAUUGAUAUUGCAAACGCUCCAAGAAUCUACGUUUCAAAGAUCAAAUCAAGGCAUGGAGGAGAAGAAGAAGAACAGUUUGACCUACUUAAAGAGCUUAAAAAAGACGAAGAAGCAAAGGAAGAGAAGAAAAAGAAAAAGAAGGGAAAAGGAUUGAAAAAGGCGAAGAAAUUAGCAGCUACAGAGAAUCCGAAGACUGAAGUUAAUACCACGUCAUCAGAAACUUCAACGACUACGACUAAGAAACCGAAAGGAAAAGGAUUGAAGAAAUUGAAGAAGCAGAAGACGUCACCAGGAGAAGAAGUCACCAAACUGCCACGUCAUCUUGUCGGAAAAUCUUCAAGCAUGGGUCCCACGACUCCAAAACCGAAAUCCAGUUGGAUAAAUGGAGUGGUGGAUCCCCAGGACCCAAUGUUCUCAAAUCAGGGGCAAAUUAGAGGAUAUCCAAUGCAAAAAGCGAGUAAAAAGCCAUCAACAACUACGAUGAGAGCAUUGACGUCUGAAGAAGAAAAGGAGAAUUUGAAGAUUUCUGAAAGUACUCGAAUGAUGUGGGAUAUGGAUGAGUUGAAAUAUACUACAUUUUUGGCUCCGAAGACAACAGAACAAACGAAAAUGGUUGAGGAAAAUACGAAUCGGGGAGAAGAUGUCAAGUUUAAAACGACGGAUUCAGAAGGCGUUCCGAAGAUGGUGACGUCAUCAACAACCACGACUACAACAGAAAAACCACUUCCAGGAGGUAUGAGUAAACACGAGUGGGAGCAGAAGAAAGAAGAGUUUGAAGCAUACACUCCGUCUAUUCUGAUUUCUGAUCUUCAACCAUCUCAUUCGGGAAAGUCUUCUCAUUCCGAAGUGUCAGCUCCGUACCACGUUCAUCUUCCAUCCGCCUUAACAACGUCUACUUCUUCACCAAAUGUACCGAAUUUCCAUUUUAUUCCGCCAUCUUCUGAAGCGCCAUAUUACGUGGAAGUCAAUGAUGCUGAUACUGAAACAAUAUACGUGAAAGAUGUAACUCCGAUGUUCAGGAAUGCAUUUAUGGGACAGGAUCAACAGGAGACAACAACUAGACCUUAUGAUCCAUUACAUUUAGAAAUGGAAAUCGCCAAACUGAAAGAAUCGUCCACAUGUCUCGCUCGAAUGGCUUUCGACGUAUGGUGUCUUUUUGUGCUAUUCUCCUCUGUCCUAUUCAUUAUGGGGAUCUGUGUUCCAAGAUGGAGCCUUUUCGUACUUCAUAUUGUUUUCGAUUUCCUGUUUUUAGUUGUCGGAUUUGUUACCAGCCUGACCAUUGCUUUUAUGUCAAGUAUAAUGUACUUCUUGAUUGAUGAGAUGACGUCAGAUUCAUUGUUCGAAUUUUUAUUAGUAGCGUUUGUGAUAGAUAUAAUUCUAAUACUAUACUCAAUUAUUGUUGGAAUUUCCUAUCGAUGUUGCUGUCGUCUGGUCGAUAACACCAUCAAGGAGACGAGUAUAAAUUAUAGUGUGAGCAGCAAUGGAGAGCCCGUUUAA